AUGAUUAAACCAGGGAAGCCAGGUUUGAAUUGGGCAAGGAGACAUAAGAUUGCACUUGGAAUAGCGAGAGGGCUCUCUUAUCUUCAUACAGGACAAGAAGUUCCUAUCAUCCAUGGGAACAUUAGAUCCAAAAACGUCCUCGUGGACGAUUUUUUCUUCGCUAGGCUCACUGAGUUCGGUCUAGACAAGAUAAUGGUACAGUCAGUAGCCGAUGAGAUCGUCUCUCAGGCGAAAUCCGACGGGUACAAAGCUCCUGAGCUUCACAAGAUGAAGAAAUGUAACCCGAGGAGCGAUGUUUACGCCUUUGGGAUCCUUCUCUUGGAGAUACUGAUGGGUAAGAAACCUGGAAAGAGCGGUGGAAGAAAGGGUGGCGAGUUUGUUGAUCUUCCUUCUUUGGUUAAAGCCGCUGUGUUGGAGGAGACGACGAUGGAGGUUUUCGACAUGGAGGCAAUGAAAGGUGUUAGGAGCCCAAUGGAAGAAGGUUUGGUUCAUGCGUUGAAGCUAGCGAUGGGAUGUUGUGCUCCUGUUACAACGGUUAGACCGACCAUGGAAGAGGUUGUGAAGCAGUUGGAAGAGAACAGACCGAGGAAUAGAUCUGCGUUGUACAGCCCGACAGAGACCAGAAGCGAUGUCGAGACGCCGUACUGA
Thlaspi arvense is the source of this 648-nucleotide messenger RNA. Lineage: Eukaryota; Viridiplantae; Streptophyta; Magnoliopsida; Brassicales; Brassicaceae. The record is from the annotation of a GenBank genome assembly.